This is a messenger RNA of Malania oleifera, 2539 nucleotides long. Its product is annotated as O-fucosyltransferase 19. The transcript has 8 exons. The coding region runs from base 223 to 2115 and encodes 630 amino acids. NCBI's taxonomy places the organism in Eukaryota, Viridiplantae, Streptophyta, Magnoliopsida, Santalales, Ximeniaceae. Gene Ontology annotation, cellular component: cytoplasm. The record is from RefSeq and is a predicted model, not a curated record.
GAAGAAACACAACGGCAAAUAAACCCCUCUGCUCGCCUCGGAUUACGGAGCCGCGUCGUUGAGAAGAAGGCGACGACCCCACAACGACAAAGUGACGGUUCUCAGAACAGCGCCACCACCGGCGUCUCUAUCUCGCUCUCUCUAUCUCUCUGAGAUUUUCUCGCGCUCUCCUCUGAUUUCUGUUGUGAUAUUUUGGGGUUUUUCGUUCUGGGGUCUCCGGCCAUGUCGACCGGCGGCGCCAACUCCUCCAACGGGAGUCCCAGAGUGGCCGGCGGAGCGACGUACACCACGCGGAGGAGAGUGGCGGAUUUGAUGGACGCGGCGGAGCGGACGUCGAACUUUUCGGAUUUCACGGAGGAAGAAGACGACGACGAGAGCGGGGGUAAUGGCGGGCACCACCACCACCAUUUCCACCACCACCACCCGGCGAUCAGGUACCUGCUGCUACGGGGGAGGGGCUUUUGCUGUUUGCCGGAGACGUGGCUGCUCCGGAUUGAGGAAGGGGUUUGUUCCACGGCGUCGAUGUUGCAGUCGCUGAGAUCAGGGAGGAAGAGUUUGGGGCGUCGGAUAUUGGGGGCUCUGAUGGUGAUGGUCGUGUUGUCGGUGUUUUUGAAGUUUUCGUUGUUGAGUAGUCAUGUGGAAUCGAACGGGAAGAAAAGAGAGAAUAGGCUUUUGAUCCUUCAGACAUUCAAGGACGAUUGGGUAUCGGCUCAGAGGAUCGUCGCCGAGAGACAGGCCUCCGAUGCCGUCUUGCCCAAGCGCUCAUUGGCCAAGCAUUCUAGUUCAGAAAUUUGGAUGAAACCAAACAGUGACAAUCUCUAUCGGUGCAUCACUCGACCCAGGAAUCGAAUAAGGACGGGUUCUAAAACAAACGGCUAUAUUCUUGCUCAUGCUAAUGGUGGAUUGAAUCAAAUGAGAACAGGGAUCUGUGAUAUGGUUGCUGUUGCAAAGAUUAUGAAUGCCACUCUGGUUCUUCCUUCUCUUGAUCACGAGUCGUUUUGGACAGAUCCGAGUGAUUUUAAAGAUAUUUUUGACUGGAAGCACUUCAUAAAGGUCUUGAAAGAUGAUAUUGAGAUAGUUGAGUAUUUGCCACCGCGGUUGGCAGCAGUCAAGCCCCUUUUGAAGGCCCCCGUUUCCUGGUCCAAGGCCAGUUAUUACAGAGGGGAAAUGCUUCCUUUGUUAAAGCGACAUAAAGUGAUAAAGUUUACCCACACAGACUCGCGACUUGCUAACAAUGGCCUUGCAUCCUCCAUUCAGAGACUCAGAUGCCGUGCCAAUUAUGAGGCUCUACGCUACACAAAUGAUAUUGAAGAACUUGGGAAGAAAUUGGUUGAUAGACUUAGGAAUGAAAGCGAGCCAUACAUUGCCCUCCAUUUGAGAUAUGAGAAGGACAUGCUUGCGUUCACUGGGUGCAGUCACAACCUGACUGUAGCAGAGGCUGAGGAACUCAGCACUAUGAGGUACAGUGUAAAGCAUUGGAAAGAGAAAGAAAUAGAUAGCAAUGAAAGGAGACUCCAAGGGGGAUGUCCAAUGUCCCCUAGAGAGGCAGCCAUGUUCCUGAAAGCCAUGGGGUACCCUCCAAGUACCAAAAUCUACAUAGUUGCUGGUGAGAUUUAUGGAAGCAAUAGCAUGUCUGCCUUCCGUUCAGAGUAUCCAAAUGUCUACUCCCAUUCCACGCUAGCAACCGAAAAUGAGUUGGAGCCCUUUAAGCUUUAUCAGAAUCGACUUGCAGCUUUGGAUUAUAUUUUGGCACUUGAAAGUGAUGUUUUUGUUUAUACAUAUGAUGGAAAUAUGGCAAAGGCAGUGCAGGGGCAUAGGAGGUUCGAAGGAUUUCAAAAAACUAUCAACCCCGACAGACAAAAUUUUGUUAGACUGAUUGAUCAGCUGGAUGAGGGAACCAUAUCUUGGGAGAAGUUUUCUGCGGAGGUGAAGAGUUUGCACUCUAAUAGGUUAGGGGCACCAUAUCCUAGGUUGGGAGGAGAGACACCCAGACUUGAGGAGAAUUUUUAUGCCAAUCCUUUUCCUGGGUGCAUUUGUAACAAGACACAGGAGCAAAUCGCUACCCAGAGACUCAACCAAAAACGCAGUCUGCUAAAGGCUUCUUUGGGAAGAUAAAGAGCUUUGGGUUUUGGGAGUGUGUCUCAUGCUGUGAAGUAGGCGACGCCCAUUGCUUCAGAGGUGGCUACGUUGGUUUUUGGAAUGACACCUGAUUUUUUUUUGCCCCAUCUGGAGAUUUAAGCAGCCAACAGGGUCAAUAGAUCUCAAGAUUACUUGUGGGAUUUUGAAGAUACAGUUGCAGUAUACGAAACCCAGAGCCCUUGCAAGUAAUUUGUCAAGGAAAGAAAGAAGCUUACAUGAUUUUCAGACUCACAGUGAGAUAUUAUACCUGAUAAACGUGGUCUGCGGGUAUUCCAUUUAUUCUUUAAUUUGUUUUCCUUCCUUUUAGUCAAAGUUGGUCGCUCAAUUGGGCUUCCUCAGUACAAAUUUUGUAUUUAAUACUUUGAUGAAGAUCACCAUAGAAAUUGCACUUCACUUUCAA